Messenger RNA from Helianthus annuus (common sunflower), 1164 nucleotides. Its product is annotated as probable pyridoxal 5'-phosphate synthase subunit PDX2. The record is from RefSeq and is a predicted model, not a curated record. Bases 171 to 944 code for a protein of 257 amino acids. The transcript is spliced from 7 exons. Gene Ontology annotation, cellular component: cytosol; glutaminase complex. Gene Ontology annotation, molecular function: glutaminase activity. Gene Ontology annotation, biological process: pyridoxal 5'-phosphate biosynthetic process; pyridoxine metabolic process. Lineage: Eukaryota; Viridiplantae; Streptophyta; Magnoliopsida; Asterales; Asteraceae.
CCGUACCCGUGGUGGUGGUCAAGGGACAUCGAGUGACGCAAGGUCUUACACGACUCACCAGUCAAGCCACCAACUCACCUCACCCUCACCCACCCACCAAACCGCAGCCUUUUUCGAAAAACCAGCACCACCAAAACCCCAUUUUUCAUCAUCAUUCUCCAUCAACAUCCAUGGCGGUUGGAGUUCUUGCUUUACAGGGUUCCUUCAACGAGCACCUCGCUGCCUUAAGGAGGAUUGGGGUGAAGGGGGUGGAGAUACGGAAGGCGGAACAGUUGGAGAAUGUGAGCUCGCUUAUUAUUCCCGGUGGCGAGAGCACUACCAUGGCUAAGCUUGCUGAAUUGCAUAAUCUGUUUCCUGCGCUUCGUGAGUUUGUAAAGAUGGGAAAACCAGUUUGGGGAACUUGUGCUGGUCUUAUCUUCUUGGCAGAUAAAGCAACUGGACAGAAAACAGGAGGACAGGAACUUGUUGGAGGGCUUGAUUGUACAGUUCAUCGUAAUUUCUUUGGUAGUCAGAUUCAGAGCUUUGAGGCCGAGCUUCCAGUACCAGAGCUUGCUGCUACGGAAGGGGGCCCACCAAGUUUUCGUGCUGUUUUUAUCCGUGCUCCUGCAAUCCUUGAAGUGGGACCCGGUGUCGAAGUGCUGGCUUCUGUUUCUAUUCAAUCCAACAAAAAUGUUGAUUUUAAUCCUGCUCUUCAAGAUAAUCAAGAGGGGAGUGCUGAAUCGGAUACUAGCAAAGUGAUUGUAGCUGUGAAGCAGGGCAACAUACUAGCAACCGCAUUUCAUCCUGAAUUGACUAUCGACUCUCGAUGGCAUAGUUACUUUAUGAAAAUGUUGCCCAGCAACAAUGAAAUAACGGCAGCGAGCAGCAGCAGCAGCUACUAUGCAGAUCAAGAAAGUUACUUGUACAACAAGCAACCGAAAACCGACCUUCCUAUAUAUGAAUAGAAAUAAAUUUCAUCAACAUAUAGGUGACCAAUUCUUUGGGCCGUUUUACAGAUGGCUGAAAGCUUUCAAAAUAGAAUGAUCCCUUAUAGGGGCUAUCUGCAAGUUCCAGUUGUUACUGUAUAUAUAACAAUGGAAAUGGUUUCUUAUUGCUUUUCCUUUUAACGGAAUCUUUUGAUUUUUAAUUUUUAAUUUUGAAAGUGACUUGGGUCUAUUGAUUGUA